AUGAUGAUGCUUUUCAACAGGAAGCCAAGCGGAGCCUCUCCUUCAUCUUCUCCAGUCAUGGCUUCAUUCUCGGCUCUCUUCCAACCCCAACUCCACCCCUUCCCUAACCCUAAUCUCAUCCACAUGUACACCAUUCCUCUGCGCACCCAAACCCUAACCACUUCCUCCGUCCCUCACUCAACCCCCAACUCCGAGACCAACCAAACUUCAUCCCCCUCCUCGGCCCCGCCUCCUCAAUCUCCAGAACCUCCUUCUCCUAAGAAGUCCUUCGCUGUGGCCACGGGCGAGCUCUUCUUGGGUUUGGCGUCUAGGAUUAUCAAGCGGCCCAAUGGAGGCCCAGACGGCAAGGCGGCCUCGUCGGUCGCCAUGUUUGAGAGCUCUGGGAAGAAUUACUUGGACGAGAGAAUUGGCAAGGUGAUGGAGGAUGAUAUUGAGCCAGAUGUUGUUUGGGAGCAGCGCGUUAAGGAUGUGGAGGCUGAGAAAGAACGGCGUGUGGUUACUAGUCCCGGCUUUAGUUUUUCUGCUGCGGGGCUUCUUUUUCCUUAUCAUCUAGGCGCUGCUCAGUUCCUUAUUCAAAAUGGUUAUAUCAAGGAAACCACACCAUUAGCCGGUUCCUCUGCAGGUGCCAUUGUCUGUGCUGUGAUUGCCUCUGGAGCCAGCAUGGAAGAGGCCUUACAAGCUACCAAAAUACUGGCUGAAGAUUGCCGGAACAGAGGGACUGCAUUUCGACUUGGGGCUGUUCUCCGAGAUGUUCUUCAAAAGUUUUUGCCCGAUGAUGCUCAUAUUAGGUCUAAUGGGAGGGUUCGAGUUGCAGUAACACAGCUUCUAUGGAGACCAAGGGGUUUAUUGGUGGAUCAGUUUGACUCUAAGGAGGAUCUCAUUGAUGCAGUUUUUACUUCUUCCUUUAUUCCAGGGUAUCUUGCACCAAGACCAGCAACGAUGUUCCGGAAUCGGCUUUGCAUUGAUGGGGGCUUGACAUUAUUUAUGCCACCAACAUCUGCAGCACAGACGGUACGUGUUUGUGCUUUCCCUGCCAGUCGAUUAGGAUUGCAAGGAAUUGGGAUCAGUCCAGACUGUAAUCCUGAUGAUAGGGCUACCCCUCGACAGCUUUUCAAUUGGGCACUUGAGCCAGGAGAAGAUGAUGUUCUUGAUCGGCUAUUUGAGCUCGGAUAUCAAGAUGCAGCUGUAUGGGCUAAGGACAAGCCGGUUGGCAAAAUAGUUGAAGACGACACUUCCUUGGUUGGUAGUGGCAUAGAUCAGUAG
This is a messenger RNA of Prunus armeniaca (apricot), 1263 nucleotides long. The record is from the annotation of a GenBank genome assembly. NCBI's taxonomy places the organism in Eukaryota, Viridiplantae, Streptophyta, Magnoliopsida, Rosales, Rosaceae.